AUGGAAACCACAGCGGCUGCUCCAACCGCCAAGCUAAGCAUCCUCCAGGCCUCCGGGCUGAUGCUGGCGUAUUCCAUCAUUUAUGUGCUGCCGCUUUACGCAUCAGAUACGACAAGGCCCUCUCCGUCACGCUCCAGAGAUGAUCCUGCUACAAUCCGUGCUCGUGUGCGAGCCGUGACGCUCUCCACCACAGCUUGCUCCGUCGUCACCCUCAUCACAGCAUACCGCUUGUCCCAACUGCACCCCGCCGUUUACUUGAUGGGCUACUGGCCUAUCCGUCUGGUCGAAUCCGCCAAGGUCCUGCUUCUAACGGCCAUCCUCUUCGCUGCCCCUCUCUACGAGAGCCUUUUCAUUGAGGGUGGCUGGCACCAUAUAUUACCAGGCUUACAACGCCUCUGGCAGAGUUGGCCAGAGUGGCGAAACAUCGUCGCUGGACCUGUUACCGAAGAAUGUCUCUUUCGCUCUGCCGUAGUUCCGCUCCUGGUAUUAGCCCAGGCUAGCCCUUCUUCCAUCAUAUUCCUGUCGCCUCUUCUAUUUGGCUGUGCUCACGUUCACCAUUUCUACGAGUUCCGUCUCACCAACCCUGGAGUUCCCAUCUAUGCGGCAGUAGCGCGUACCAUUAUCCAGCUGGCAUAUACAUCCCUAUUCGGAGCAUACGUCACGUUCCUCUUCCUCCAAACCGGGUCACUUUUGGCUGUAGUGCUCGUACACGCUUUCUGCAACUCACUCGGCCUCCCGCGUGUCUGGGGGUACAUGGAACCAUACUGGCUACCAGUCAACACAAGCAAAGGCACGCUUUUGAAGUGGACGAUUCCAUACUAUGUCUUCCUAGUAGGGGGCCUAAUUUGCUGGUGGCAAAAUAUGUACUUGCUCACGAACUCUCAUUUUGGGCUCCUCAAGUAA
This is a messenger RNA of Beauveria bassiana ARSEF 2860, 903 nucleotides long. Its product is annotated as CAAX amino terminal protease. NCBI's taxonomy places the organism in Eukaryota, Fungi, Ascomycota, Sordariomycetes, Hypocreales, Cordycipitaceae. The transcript is spliced from 3 exons. Gene Ontology annotation, molecular function: metalloendopeptidase activity. The coding region runs from base 1 to 903 and encodes 300 amino acids. The record is from RefSeq and is a predicted model, not a curated record. Gene Ontology annotation, biological process: CAAX-box protein processing. Gene Ontology annotation, cellular component: endoplasmic reticulum membrane.